CCCGAGUAAUCUGCAUAGAGGAAUGACAAGCAUUCGGCGGAGGGCUGAGCUGUUUAGCUUUGAGCAUUUGUCGAGUGAGAAGACAAGCUUUAAGAAAAGUACGAGAAGGGAGAGCGUGAGCAGCGAGGGGGAGGGAAAAAACGGAAAGUGAAAUGAAACAGAGAAUCAGACACAGAAAAGCAGCUGGCUAUCGAAGUACCCCAGGAUCUGCAUGAUCGGUGGAACGGGGGCCCAUUUGAGGCAGAAAGAAAUGGGCCAGACGUCAGUCUCCAGCUCGGCUCAGAAUGCCUCGGUGGAUGGUUUAGAAAAAGCAUCAUUAGCAAACACUGAUGUGGUUCUACCAGGAUCCCAAACACCACCUCUCAAAAGGAAAGGCAAACUUUCUUCAUUAGGUAAAAUUUUUAAGCCUUGGAAGUGGCGAAAAAAGAAAACCAGUGAGAAGUUCCAGCAAACCUCAGCAGUUUUAGAGCGAAAAAUAUCAAUGAGGCAAAGUCGAGAAGAACUAAUUAGAAGAGGUGUUUUGAAGGAUAUCUCUGAUCAAGAUGGAGAUGUGACUGUAAAUUCAGAAACAUCAAAUGGACAUACAGUACCUAUCAGUAUAGAGCCUGUUAUGGAAGAAGUUCAAGCAGAUAUAGAGAAGCAGAAGGAUCUGCCAGCAGAAAACAAAGCCCCUUUACCUGGAGAAACAGGGGAGAAGCCAGAACGAAUUGAAAACAGGCAUCUCCAGAAGGUUCAUCCUGCUCGUGCUCGGGAUACCACAGUUAAAAAAUCUCAAAUGCCUUUAAAAACUCAAAGCGGAGCAUCUGCUGCUAAUUUCAAGAAGGAAGAGCCCCCAGUCAAAAAAACAUCCAAAACCACUGCCAAACAACCACCUACGGCAGGGUCUAAACAAAGUUCUCGAAACAGUAAUAAUACAAAUGUAAAACAGUCUCAUACUAAAAAGGCUGCAGCUUCAAAGACAGUGGCACAGUCAUCUUCACCAUCCCCUUCUGGGUCUUCAACACCAAAAUCAAAAGCCAGUAGUACGAAUAAAACCUCUUCCUUGGGAAUCAGUAAAGCUAAUAAAAAACCUGAUAAACAAUUGGACAACUUGAAAGGACGAACAGCAAAUACUCCAAAGACUGUCCCAUCUGCAAGUCCAGGCUGUGAUGAUACGGAGGUAUUGAAAACUAAGAAAGAGCCUAAAGGAGCUGAAACUCCCUGCAUUGAUUUACCUGGUGAACAUCUGGCAUCCCAACAGCCUUCAUCUUCUGAUUUACCAGAUAGUAACUCCAUUUUAUCAUUUUUAGAAGAGGCAGGGGAAUCGCCUGAAACACCAAUAUUGUCUGAAAAUAAAACUUCAGAGAUAUCUGAUCCUGGUUCAAAUUCAAUAAAAGACCACAUUGAUCAGGAGCAGAAUAAACAAGUGAAGACUGAUGGAGAUGAAGCUAUUGUCCCUCCUACUCCUGAAGAAGAUGUAACAUGUUGUACAAAAAAAGAAAAUGAAGAAUGUGUUUCCUGUAAAUUCCAAGUCUUAAUACCAGACACCCCUGAUGUUUCUGUGAUUCCUGAUGAUGAAAAUAAGGAAAACCAAAUCAGUGAUUCAGAUUCAGAUGGCCCAAUACUUUACAGGGAUGAGGAUGAGGAGGAAGAAGAUGAUGAAGAUGAAUCAACAUCAAAUUCUCUUGCAAGUAAAAUACGAAGAAGGGAUACACUUGCCAUAAAACUGGGUAACAGGCCAAGCAAAAAAGAACUUGAGGAGAAGAAUAUUCUUCCAAGGACUUCAGAAGAGGAGAGACAAGAAAUUAGACAGCAAAUAGGGUGCAAGUUGGUGAGGCGGUUGAGUCAAAGGCCAACAACUGAAGAGCUGGAACAAAGAAACAUAUUGAAACAAAAAAAUGAAGAGGAGGAGCAAGAAGCUAAACAAGAAAUCAAAAGAAGGCUUUCCAGAAAGCUUAGUGUAAGACCCACAGUUGCAGAGCUGGUGGCACGUCGCAUUCUCAGGUUUAAUGAGUAUGUGGAAGUAACUGAUGCCAAGGAUUAUGACCGGAGAGCAGAUAAGCCAUGGACAAGACUAACACCAGCUGAUAAGGCUGCCAUUAGAAAAGAACUGAAUGAGUUCAAGAGUAAUGAAAUGGAAGUUCAUAAAGACAGUGUGCAGUUCACAAGGUAUCAUCGCCCUUGACUCUAUGGCCUGGCACCUAAGGCAGACAACACUGGAUGCUCUCUACUAUACUGCACCUGAGCCAACUGACCACUGAAACAUAUGACAUCAUGAGAAGCCAUUAAGUUUACAUUUAUUCAUUCAGUUUCUAGAAAUAUUCCAAAGCACACAAAUGAUGAACAUUACAUCUUGUACUGAGAUCAAGUCAUAGUAAUUAAUAAAGUACAUGUAUAGUAAGUACAGUUGCAUAGUCACGGCACUAAUUGUGAUUACUCAAAAAGUGCAGAUGGUGGUAUUAGCACUUACCUGAUUAUUUAAAGAGAUUGAACUAAUUAAACAAAAAAGAUGAUAAGUAGUCUACUUGUAAUAUCAUUUAUUAUGUCUCACAUCUCAGUACAUAAAUUAUCAUGAUAGUUCACAUAACAUGUUAUCUUUAAUAUGUCCGGGAUCCCUAUGACCCUGCUCUGGAUAACCAGAUUUAGAAAAUGGAUGAUUUACAUUAAAAAAAUAAGUAAAAAUCAGAAUUUAAAAGGCUUUCCAUGGUGUCUCCAUGUGUUUUCUAGAUGGCUAAAAAUGAAGACAAUACUACCUGUAGAUGGUUAACUCAUCCAGCAUUUUACCUAUCAUUGCUUCAGUGUCUUCUCAGUCAUCAUCAGAUGAAGUUAAGUGAGAUAGGAUGUUGUUCACAAAAUUUUUAAAACAUGUAUUCGCCAGUGGAGUGUAAAGUAUAUGUGUCUUAUUUUUAAUUUUACUUCUGUAAAAAUCAGAAGUACUGUACUUCUUUUUUUGUUUUUUUUUUUUUUUUUUGCCAGUUGAAACAGUAGCAGUAUUAGCACUUGUUUAUUCAUAAGAGCAUGUAAAAGGUUGAUAUCCACUAACUGGGUUGUUCUAAAGCUACGAUUACUUGUCUGUACCUUUACAGUGACUUGCAUGAUACACUAAGUGCUGUAUCUGUAUGCAAACUAUCUUACUAGCAAUAACAGAUGAUACUUGAAUUACUUUGAUUUACAAUAUUGAAAUGUUUAUUUGAAAAGACAUUAUUUUAAUAAACAUUGCUGUUCAUG
Molecule: messenger RNA, 3207 nt
Organism: Polypterus senegalus (gray bichir)
Lineage: Eukaryota; Metazoa; Chordata; Cladistia; Polypteriformes; Polypteridae
Gene: phactr2
Product: phosphatase and actin regulator 2
Exons: 13
Coding region: 212-2164 (650 amino acids)
Biological process (GO): actin cytoskeleton organization
Molecular function (GO): actin binding
Source: RefSeq, a predicted model, not a curated record